AUCAUGAUCCGCUGCUCGGGAUCCAUUGAGCAACCUGGCCCGGGCCAACACGAAGCUAAACGGAUUCGGUGGUCUGCCUCCCCUGUCAGACACCUUGAGACGAUUAUUGCAGUUUUCCAGAUUUCUCGAGCACAACUAGCAUAAAACGUCAGUCCGUUAAAUUUCCCCGUGUCUGCAAGCUGCGGUGUUGGUAACAGGACCGGCAGACAGUCGGGCGCCAGGCUGGUCGUGUAGUCAGGAGCACCGCAGCCUUGCGUCAAAGCCAGCUAAAGCUAAACCGUGGUAGGGCAAGUCAGCAAGAAAGACGGGUAACAGCCACGUUACCUCCGGGUAGCUAGCCAGACAGCAGACAGGUUAUUUUUGUCACGGUUGCUGGCGUACACACGCUCCGUUUUAGUCGCGUGAACUAGCCCGACAUAUGUGCAAAAGCUGUCAGUGCGGUCGGUUGAAAUAACGUUACAGCUCAUUUAGACCCGGCUUUUGGGACGUAGUAUUUCCACUUACUAGCUAUCUAAAACGACCACACAUUUUGAAAUAUAGGUCAAAUAUAGGGGAUUUCGGUUAUUUGCGCAACAUUUUGUUGAAUUGUAAAGGGGCCUCAUAGCACAACAUAUGAGGCCCAGUUGAAAAGAUGGACCUGCAUUUUUAUUCGGAUUUAACGGACGGUACUGGACCUCACGACGGUGAUCCAGAGUUCUUGGAUCCGCAGUCGUUCAAUGGAUUUGACACUGACAAUAAGUUCCCUGGAGGCAGUGACAACUACCUGACAAUAUCUGGGUCUGGCCAUCCCUUCCUCUCCUCAUCAGAGUGUUCCACUAAACCCAUUGAGCUCUUCAACCUCGCUGGAUCUGCUGGUGGAACAUUUCACACUCCCAGCCUUGGCGAUGAGGAGUUCGAAAUACCUCCCAUCUCCUUGGAUCCGGACUCGGCCCUCACCGUCUCGGAUGUGGUGUCCCAUUUCGGGGAGCUGUCGGACACCGGCCCCUCUAACAGCGUGGUGGUACCCGGGAACGCUGUGGUCGAAGGGGACGACCCCUCGUUCGCCUCCACUUUCGUUAACGCCCCCUCCCAGGGACUGGAGCACCUCAGUCUGGGAGUCAUCAACCAGUCAGGAGGAAGUGCUUUGUUGGGGUCGUCACUGGGAAUGGAUCUCGGUCAUCCCAUCGGCUCUCAGUUCAGCAGCUCGUCUCCAGUGACCAUCGACGUCCCGCUGGGCGACAUGAGCCAGGGCCUGCUGGGAUCCAACCAGCUGACCACUAUCGACCAGUCAGAGCUCAGCGCGCAACUGGGGCUCGGCUUGGGAGGCGGGAACAUAUUGCAACACCCCCAGUCGCCUGAUAACCCUCUGUCGGCCACGGCGUCGCCCACUAGCUCGCUCCAGGAUGACGACAUGGAUGACUUUAGAAGAAGCGUCCUUGUGGAAUCUCCGGUCUCUCUGGCUGUCAUCUCCCUCGAUCCCUCCCUGUCCGAGUCCCCACUCUCUGCAUCCACCUCCACCAUCUCUCCUGCUGUCGGGCGGAAAGGAGGAGCAGGAGGGAAGAAAGGGAAGAAGAAAAAAGACCCCAACGAACCUCAGAAACCUGUGUCGGCCUACGCUUUGUUCUUCAGGGACACGCAGGCAGCUAUUAAGGGACAAAACCCCAACGCUACUUUUGGAGAAGUGUCUAAGAUAGUGGCCUCCAUGUGGGACAGCCUCGGGGAGGAGCAGAAACAGAUUUACAAGAGGAAAAAUGAAGCGUCAAAGAAGGAUUACUUGAAGGCGCUGGCAGAGUACAGAGCCGGCCAGAUUAUUGAACAGAUGUCCACAGUAUGUACAGCACAGAUGCAGAGCACUCCUUUUCUGCCCCGGCUGCAGCAGAUGGUGCACGCCCAGGCCCCCCCCCCACUACAGGCCAAGCCACGAGCUGCUGUAGCAGCUGCCACAGCUCCACCUCCGCUGCAGAUCAAGUUCAUCCCAUCACCGCGGCAGUCGGAUUCAAGCGUGCCUAUCAUUGUGACGUCAGCCGGUGAAACACCAACGUCAGUGAGCUCCUCCGGUCUGACGGUACGGGUGGGCCAGUCGGCUGAUGUGGUGACGGGAGGAGAGGAAGUGGCGGAGGCAGAGGAAGGGAUGGAGGUUGAGGUGAGCGUUGCUCCUGUCCCGAGUGUGACUCCCGCCGCCAGCCGUAACAUUUGUGUGCGCGCCGGCUGCACCAAGCCCGCUGUGGAGAGCAAAGACUGGGACAAGGAGUACUGUAGCAAUGAGUGUGUCGCCACACACUGCAGAGAUGUGUUCAUGGCCUGGUGCGCCAUCCGAGGGCAGAACUCCACCACUGUCACAUAGGGAAAGGACACUUCUGAUGUAGAAGGAGCGCUACACAGAGAGAAAAGGACAAAGACUGAAAUGCAAAUGAACAUAGGAAUGAUUGAAUGACCAGGCUCCGGUAGCGCCAGAAUAAUGGUUUGUUUUGUCAUCUUGAUGAGUACAAAGACAAGAGAGUCGCAGGUUUGAAGAUUUAAAAAAAAAUAAAAAUAAAAUCACUACAAUGUACUUUUCUAUGGUCGACGCGUUCACUCUGCAAAAGUGGCUCUCCAGCAGCGAAAUAACUAAAUUAUUUGGAAAUGCUGCAGUGGAAAUGACAUCUCACAAUGAGGUCAAAUGGAUGAACACUCAAGAAAAUGCAGAAGAAGAAACUUCCAAGGAUCAUCUAUUGUGAAUCUGAAAUAUAGACUUGAUGAAAAAAGAAAGAAAAAGAUCAUUUUAUAUUGAAUUAUGUUUUUAAUUGUUUUGAAAAGAAGAAAAAAGUGCAGGAUGAAAAUCAUGAAUCUUGAGUUAAUUUUUAUUAAUUUAUAUAAUUCCAAAUGAUGUGUGUACACUCUUCCCUUUACUGUUACAUUGAAGAUUGAUUGAUUCGAAUGAAAUCUUAAGAAGCCAUUUUUGUUUACUUGUUCUUCGGUAAAGUGCGGGUGCUUUGGUGUGGAGAGGGUCAGUGGCUACUUUUGAGAUUUAACGUACAAACAACAACUGGGCAAAGCACAAACAAUCUUAAAUGUAGUUUGGAGUUCUACAAGUGGCCAAAAUGUUUUUAAGAAGCCAUUUUGAGACAUCUUGGUAAUGAAUCAGCCACCAGCCAGUCAGUUUUAUAAGCCACUUUGGGGGGGAAUGAUCUACCAUCAUGCAAAGGUUUUUACUCAAACUUUCAGAACAGGUGCUAAAAUUCAGGAAAAAAACGAACUCUAUUGUUCUUUCUCCUCUCCUGCUAUAAUACCCCAACACAUAAGAACUUUUCAAAUACGUGGUGCAAAUUUAGUUUUAUGAAGAAUAAAUAGAAUUUGUGGGCAAAUUUGGUGAAAAGAAUGUAAUGAAAUAAACAAACCAGCCCUGACAGCACUACUGUAAGGGAACAGGGAAUACACCACAUAAAGCUUUACUUUUUGCGUAACUGGAUUUCAUUUAAGAACAUUGCUUUCAGGUCUGUUUUAUGUUUAAGGAAGGGAAUGUCUUUUUUUCCCCCAAAAAAGUUCCUAUUUAAAUGAAAUUAUGCUGUGAUCUGGCCUGGUUUAAUGUAGAUAUCCUGGAAAUGUUUUUAAUGGUGAAAUAAAAUAUUUUAUGUUUUAUUA
Etheostoma cragini (Arkansas darter) is the source of this 3600-nucleotide messenger RNA. It is a transcript of the gene tox4b, whose product is annotated as TOX high mobility group box family member 4 b. Gene Ontology annotation, molecular function: chromatin DNA binding. Lineage: Eukaryota; Metazoa; Chordata; Actinopteri; Perciformes; Percidae. Gene Ontology annotation, biological process: regulation of transcription by RNA polymerase II. Gene Ontology annotation, cellular component: nucleus. The record is from RefSeq and is a predicted model, not a curated record. Bases 632 to 2323 code for a protein of 563 amino acids. The transcript is spliced from 10 exons.